CUGCACCUGCUUUUUAGUCCUUUUGUCCUCUAGUGUCACUGUGAUUGCUAAUGUGCUACAACUCAAUGCAAAGAUCGAGACAAUAUAGUACCCCCUCCCCCUCACUUUCCUUCUCCCCAGCAGCUUCCUCCCUUUCCCUCCUUGUUUCUCUGUCUCUCAUCUCCUAGCUAUGUGUAUUCACAACACGAACCUGCCCUACCAAGAAUAAAACACCCAGAGAGAGGGAGCAAAUGGUAUCCAAGGCAGUGGAACCAGGAGAGAGCGCAAGCACAGCACCAGGAAAGCUGCUGCUAGUUUCAGUGGCACCAAAGACAGCGGAGUCGCCGGACCCAUCAGGGAUGAGAACACCGCCGUUCCAUACAACGGCGGCUGUGCCGUUCCGGUGGGAGGAAGAGCCGGGCAAGCCGAGGCCCUGCAGUGCACUGGCCAUAGUCCCGAGCCCUGGGCCUGGUGAGCCGUACUCGGCCACCAGGACGUGCUUGGAACUGCCUCCUAGGCUGCUGAGCGAGGCCAUAAUAGCCAAGAUGCCAACACCUGCCGGUGGGCAGCAGACGUCAUCGUUCAGGAUGGGAGGGGAGUGCUAUGGAUCGUUCCGGAGUUACGUGGUUGCGGAAAGAGCGGGCGACGGCGACGAUGAGGAGGGCAUUGAUGUGGGUGCGACAAGAGAGGGUGUCCUAGUGAGGAGCAAGCCAAGUGAGUGGCGGUGGUGGUGGUUUGGUGGGUCUUCUGGGAGAAGGAAGAAGAGGGAGAUGGGCGGGAGCAGCUAUGUGUUCCCUUCAUUUUCAUGUAAUUACGUGGUGGGCGGAGAGAGCAGUGAGUUGAGGAGUGAAUGCAGGAGCAGCACCAACAUGAGGAGGCCAGGGAGCUUCCCUCUCCUCUCUUACUCGUCACACUCUCAUUUCAGCUGGGCAACUCUGUACGGAGGAUUGAAGGAGGCGAUACCUUGGAGGAGGAGGAGUAGGAAAGCGGGGAAGAUGCGAUCGUGAAUCGUCAUAUGUGUCCCGACAUUUCGCUACUGCCACGUCUCCAUCAUCUCCCUGUCAUCCCGAUACCAGCCAGUUGUUUGCACAUUUGAUAAGGCCUCUCUUGGCCGCUUUAGCUGCGAGCGUGUUAGUCGUGUACAAACAGAAGCAGCGCCUCUUUGGUUGCGACAUUGUUGUCUUGUCAUGAUCAAUAACAGCAUGUCUACAGGAUCACCGAGAGAAUCCACCCUGUGAAACUAGUGGUUUUAAGAUGCGUAUAAUACUGGUUCAAGCCCAUGGUUGUGCCUUUAAUUGACCAUAUCGGUUCAAAGUCUAUCUAUGCUUUACAUGCGCAUUUUACAUUACUUUUCA
Rhodamnia argentea is the source of this 1334-nucleotide messenger RNA. RefSeq lists its product as uncharacterized. Bases 231 to 986 code for a protein of 251 amino acids. The transcript has 2 exons. The record is from RefSeq and is a predicted model, not a curated record. NCBI's taxonomy places the organism in Eukaryota, Viridiplantae, Streptophyta, Magnoliopsida, Myrtales, Myrtaceae.